This is a messenger RNA of Equus caballus (horse), 4469 nucleotides long. The record is from RefSeq and is a predicted model, not a curated record. Lineage: Eukaryota; Metazoa; Chordata; Mammalia; Perissodactyla; Equidae.
AUGGUAGAGGGGUGGGAUGGCAUGGGGAGAAAAAGGCUUCUAAGAUUCUUGUGGACAGAACAGUGGAAGAGAAUAGGAAGUCAGAAGCAGACUCAGUUACACAGAGGACUUCAGUGAGUGAGAACGUGGAGUAUUAAACCACAGGAAGCCGUCGAGCCUUUUGAUAGGUGGUAUUGGGACAUCUGGGCUGUCAUCCUAAGGGCAGCCUGCCAGCCAGUGCCUGACGAAACUACAAAUGGACAUGCCCUUUGACCCUGCAGUGUGCUUCUGAGAGGUCAUCCUGCGGUGAACUUGCACACGUGGGAAGCAGAGUGUCUAAGAGCUGGUGCGCCUCCACGUCGACUGUAGCAGUGUCGUGUGGGAAGCGGCUUAAAUGUUCGCCGGUGGGAGCUCGUUAAAUAAGAGGUGGUGUCCACAUGGUGGAGUUCUGGGAUGUCAUGGAAAUGAACCAGGAAGCUCUCUCUGCGCUGGUUUGCAAACGUCUCCCCAGUAUAUUAAGUGAAAAAAGCAAGGCUUGAAACACCGUGCAGGCUAUCUUCCCAUUUUUGUAACAAGAAGGGGAAUAACGGAGACGUGUUUGCUGGUGAACGUGUGAACUGUUUCUGAAAGACACACGCAGCUUGACGACUGUUGGCUGUGGGUCAGGGACUGGGGGCUGGGGUGACGUUGGGGAGAGACUUGUCCGUGUGCGCCCCUUUGUACUGGACAUCUGGACCUUGGGUCUCGAGGCCUCGAAGCGUUCUGAGAAUCCAGGACAAGGUCCAGCAGGACCUUGGGCAGGGCCUGGGACCAGGGCUGUGAGGGCUCCAGGAGGCGUCCUGUCCUGCACUCUGCUCGUCUCUGCAGACCGUCUUCCUCCGCGGCGUGGGUGCUUGGUAGCUGAGAGGUAUCAGCCUGUCCGUGCUUAAGGUGUGCAUCCCUUCUGCUCAGGAGAUCAGCCCCACCGCCCAGAAAACAGAGAGAGACACGGGGCAGCCCAGACUGGACUCUUGGGCCUGUCCUGUGUCCCUCCUGGAGAGAAUCCUCUUGGUCCAGUGUAUCUACUGGUCUGUUCAGCUGUGGCCUCGAGGACGGGCACAGUUAGGACAAGGACUUUCUGGGAGCCCACCCAGCAAAGACCAUUGUGAGCUGAACGUCACCAGAAAAGGAAGGUGCCGCCAGCUUCUAGGUCAGUCUGGGUGACAUUGGAAAGGAGUGACGCACCCUGAUAGUUCAGAGGCGAGUGUCAGGGAGUGUUCGUGCAUUGAGAUAGCCCGGUUCCUGGGAGGAAACGUCAUCUGAGCUCCAGCUUCCUGGGGGAGGUGGUUAUGAUGGGGGAGGGCCACAGGACGUGGUGAGCGUUGCUUCCCCCUGAAUAUGAUCAGGUUUUAUUUCACGUUUCGACACCAUCUUUUGACGCCACUAAGUGGUCACUUAGUGCUUGCUCUGUAAAGUGGGGCAUCACCCCAAUGACAAGACGUGCCACAAGAGGCGCCUGUCAUCUGUCAGCGCAGGCAGCUGGCUCAGUGGGUACUGGUGGCGCUGGAGCUCAGGGAGGACAGGCGUGGAGUGGCCACGUGUCCCUGGGUUCUGACCCUUCUCCUGGGCCUCUGAGGACUUUGCCGAGGCUGUUCUGGAAACAUAGUGAUGCUCAUGCCUGUUCACCCUCCAUGACCAGCAGGAUGGGGUCACCUGGUUGUGCAGUGGUCCUAUUUCGGGGCAGGAUUGGGGUCGCCUAGCUGUGGAGUGGUCCUGUUUGGGGGCAGGAUUGGGGUCACUUGGUUGUGUGUUGGUCCCAUUGAGGGGCCAGGUUUCCUUCAGGGACCUUGACGGUUAAUACUGGGGCUUCGUAGACUGGAUGCCUCGCCCAGGAAUUCCUAAGUCAGGCUGCCCAAGGAGGGCCUUUCCAGGAAUGGCCUGGAGAGACUGUUUUCGAGAAGAAAGGCCUAGGGCUGUUCAUUUAGGCCUGGAAGGCACAUACGUGGAAGUGGGCCCGCCCUCCUCCCCCCUGCAGCCUGGGCCUUGCUGAUCUGUCACGGCACCUUUCCUGCUGACCCUGUCCUGUCCAUCUCAGCCUAGGACCCAGUGCCGUUCACAUGCUGGGGCAGGAGCUGGGAGCUCUUGGCUGCCCCCAGUUCGUGGGGCUGUGCCUGCCGCAUGGGCUGUGCCUCCCUGGAAAGCCCUGUAAAAGAUGAGGGCCCCCCGCCACCUCUCCGCACUCCCCCAUUUCCAUGUGGGCCAUUGGGGAGCACUCAGCACACAGUCUGAGAGAGCCAGACAACCACCAGAGCAUGAGAUCCGAAUGAGGGAGCCUCCGAACCUCGUCUGUGCCAGAGCACGGAGACCAACCUGGGCGCGUCGAGGGGCCCAAGCACAGGCUAGUGGUCUGGGCCUGUUCCUGCACCUCCAGCCCAGUGCGGUGGCUGCCUCCCUCUCACGUGGAGACUCUCCUUCCACCAGUAGUCUCUGAGCCGUUCUGGUCUAGGAACUGGGCACACAUCAGCCAGACACACAGACUGUGAUCAGAUCGACACGCACAAUACCAGCCCAGAAGGGUGAGCUGGGCAGUGCCCUGACCUACAGCACUGGGUCCAGGAGUGCUCUCAGCAGGAGCUGGGAUCAGGGAAGGAAGUGGCGUUUUGUGGGACCAACGGGAAGAGCAGGAGCUACCUGGCGCUGGCAGUGAAGGCGGCCAGGUGGCCAGGGUGCAGAGCCAGUAGUGGCAGAGCUGGAAUGACACCAGGGCUUCCCCCCACCCCCGCCUCUAGCCCCUGCGCUUGGCCCUCCUCUCUUACGAUUCACAGGCCCUGAGGACUAAGCUGCUUUUGUGGGGAGCAGGCGUAAGGAAUGGCCAGAGCCCAGUCCGAGGAUCGCGACACUGAGCCUGCAGCCAACCAGCAAGGCUUGCGUGGGGCCUUCCCGGCUGCUGGCAGUGUUCAAGGCCACUGGGGCCCUGAGUCCCUUAGAGAACCUGUCUGGUCAGCGGGGCCUUUGACUCCCGGGGCAGCGGGGCAUGGCUUUGGAUGAGCAUGUCCCAGCCCCACUGGAGCGUGGGGCUCGCUCGUGGGACGGUCCCGGCCCGGAGCCUGCCUGCUUGGUGCCCGCCUGCCCGGCCCCUUCCUGUUCCUGUGCCUGGACCUCUGCGCUGGAGUCUAUUUCCUGCUCUUCCUGGAGCCUCAGGGCGUCUGGCUCCCCAGCUGCACCCCUGUUCCCCCAGCUGGAGAUGGAGCUGAAGAUGCUGAAGUCUCAGUCGGGCCCUGCCGACCAGAGCUUCCUGUUCUCCAGGGAGGAGGUGAACUCACUCAGGUCGAAGGUUGAGGAGCUGGAAGGGGCACGGAGCCGUCUGGAGGAAGACAAGAAAAUGCUGGAAAUGCGGCUUGAGCGGCUCACCCUGCAGGGCGACUAUGACCCGAGCCGGACCAAGGUGCUGCACCUGCGCAUGAACCCGGCCAGUGCGGCGCGGCAGCACCAGCACGAGGAGCACGCCCAGCUGCAGGAGGAGUGCGAGCGGCUGCGCGAGCUGGUGCGUGCCCUGGAGAGGGGUGGCCCUGUACCUGCCGGCCUGGAAGCCACCGCGGCUCUGCCCUCGUCCAAGGAGGUGACAGAGCUGAGGAAGCAGGUGGAAAGUGCAGAGCUGAAGAACCAGCGGCUGAAGGAGGUCUUCCAGACCAAGAUCCAGGAGUUCCGGAAGGCCUGCUACGCGCUCACGGGCUACCAGAUAGACGUCACCGCGGAGAGCCAGUACCGGCUGACCUCCCUGUACGCCGAGCACAAGGCCGACUGCCUCGUCUUCAAGGCCACAGGACCCUCGGGCUCCAAGAUGCAGCUGCUGGAGACGGAGUUCUCGCGCACGGUGCAGGAGCUCAUCGAGCUGCACCUGCUGCGCCAGGACAGCAUCCCGGCCUUCCUCAGCGCCCUCACCCUCGACCUCUUCAGCCGCCAGACCGUGGCCUAGCCUGCAGCCACGGGCCCACCAUGGCCAUGCCCUUGGCCUCCAGCAGGUCCCCGCCCCACCCAGGCAGCUGUGCCAUCCCACCCCUGCCCACCCCCCACCCGGCCCAGCUUCCUCGGCCCACGUCCCACCUCUGCCCAGACAGGGCAGCGUCAUGACAUGAUGGGGCCCCCUGAACCCCGACCCAGUCACCCCCUCAGCAGCCAGCACUCCGCGUGCAGGACCCCUGUGGGCACACCGCUGGCCAGCAGGGGUUAAGCUGCUCAGGGAUGCCCCACCCCGUCCCCCUGGAUCCCUGAGCUCAGGGCCCACUCUGCAGUCAAGGGCCUGCACCGUCCCCCCCUCCCUCCUCCCCACCCUCCGUCCUGGAAAAGUGGUGUGAGGCUGCUUUUGGGGGUGGCCUAGGGGGCAGUGCUCUGUGGCCCCGCUUCCUGUCCCCUCCCCAUGGUGUCCCACCCCCCACGCUGCUGAAACCCGGCUGUGCCCGGAGCCUGGCCAGUGGACCUUAUGAAAUAAAGUUUCCUCCUUGGCCACCCUG